Molecule: messenger RNA, 5007 nt
Organism: Varanus komodoensis (Komodo dragon)
Lineage: Eukaryota; Metazoa; Chordata; Lepidosauria; Squamata; Varanidae
Gene: STK38
Product: serine/threonine kinase 38
Exons: 14
Coding region: 166-1563 (465 amino acids)
Biological process (GO): intracellular signal transduction; peptidyl-serine phosphorylation
Molecular function (GO): ATP binding; protein serine/threonine kinase activity
Source: RefSeq, a predicted model, not a curated record
UCGCGGGCUGCAGCUUUUCUUUGGGUGAGGCGGGGGGCAUGAAGAGGAGGAGCGCGGUGAGGUCUCGGGGAGCUACUUUCUCGAGUCGGGGGCCUCAGAAGGACUUAGACUGCGAGGCUUCUCACUGCUGCUCCCCUUCUCCGGUAGAAAGGGGGAGCUGUAAUCAUGGCAAUGACUGGUCCGGCACCUUGCUCCUCUAUGAGCAACCAUACUAAGGAACGAGUGACAAUGACAAAAGUGACAUUAGAAAACUUCUACAGUAAUCUGAUAGCACAACAUGAAGAACGGGAAAUGAGACAAAAGAAGCUAGAAAAAGUGAUGGAAGAAGAAGGCUUAAAAGAUGAAGAGAAAAGAAUGAGAAGAUCAGCUCAUGCCCGAAAGGAGACGGAGUUUCUGCGCUUAAAAAGAACAAGACUUGGGUUGGAAGAUUUUGAGUCUUUGAAAGUAAUUGGCAGAGGAGCAUUUGGAGAGGUGCGGCUUGUUCAGAAGAAGGACACAGGUCAUGUGUAUGCAAUGAAAAUCCUACGCAAAGCAGACAUGCUUGAAAAAGAGCAGGUUGGCCAUAUUCGAGCAGAACGUGACAUCCUAGUGGAGGCAGACAGUUUGUGGGUUGUAAAAAUGUUCUAUAGCUUUCAGGAUAAGCUAAACCUCUACCUAAUCAUGGAGUUCCUGCCUGGAGGUGAUAUGAUGACAUUAUUAAUGAAAAAAGAUACUCUAACAGAAGAAGAAACUCAGUUUUAUAUAGCAGAAACUGUGUUAGCUAUAGAUUCAAUUCAUCAGCUGGGUUUUAUUCAUCGUGAUAUCAAGCCUGAUAAUCUUCUCUUGGACAGUAAGGGCCAUGUGAAACUGUCAGACUUUGGUCUGUGCACUGGACUAAAGAAAGCGCAUAGAACAGAAUUCUAUAGAAAUUUGAGCCACAAUCUUCCUAGUGACUUCACAUUUCAAAAUAUGAACUCGAAAAGGAAAGCAGAAACUUGGAAAAGAAACAGGCGACAAUUGGCCUUCUCUACUGUGGGGACUCCAGAUUAUAUUGCUCCAGAGGUCUUCAUGCAGACCGGCUACAAUAAGCUCUGUGACUGGUGGUCUCUUGGAGUCAUCAUGUAUGAGAUGCUAAUUGGUUACCCCCCUUUCUGUUCAGAGACUCCUCAAGAAACAUACAAGAAAGUGAUGAAUUGGAAAGAGACCCUAAUAUUCCCCCCAGAAGUUCCAAUCUCUGAGAGAGCCAAAGAUCUUAUUCUGAGAUUCUGCUGUGAAUGGGAACAUCGAAUUGGUGCUCCAGGGGUUGAAGAAAUUAAAACAAACCCCUUUUUUGAAGGGGUUGACUGGGAGCAUAUCAGGGAGAGACCAGCUGCGAUAUCCAUAGAAAUCAAAAGUAUUGAUGAUACAUCAAACUUCGAUGAAUUUCCAGAAUCGGAUAUACUUAAACCUGCAGUGACCACAAGUAACCACCCAGAGACGGACUACAAGAAUAAAGACUGGGUCUUUAUCAAUUAUACGUACAAGCGUUUUGAAGGCCUGACAGCUCGAGGGGCAAUACCAUCUUACAUGAAAGCAGGAAAGUAGUGACUCAGGAUGAAGUAUUCCCGGAUUUUCGUUCUUGCUUGUCAACACACAGAUUUUUUUUUUUUGUGCUUCAAAAACUGUACCUGAGGGCUGUGAACUCUUGAAGAGUGCAUAAUAACAUCUUAUAUAACAUGUUUACAACAGAUUUAUCUAUGGAAAACUCCCAUAAACUGCACUUCCUGUCUGCUUUUGCAGGCUUUAUUGCAGAUAUAGGUUCCUCUGGCUUAGUUAAAAUGUGUAAGACUGUUAUUCUAUCAACAGGAGGGAAGAGCAAGCUUUUACUUAGGAACAUGGCAAAGCGUAGCAUAACUGUGUUUUUCUUAGAUGUUCUCUCCUGAAAAUGCUAUGUAAGCACUGUUUUAAGGGCUGAGGUAUUCAAGAGAAAACAGAGCAAUAACUAGUGUGAAGUAGACCAAAUACAUUGUAACUUAUCCCAUAGGAGGGCAAAACCUAUAUUGCCUUAAAGGUCACUCAAGUAUUUUAUACUUUCUUCAAAAGAUUUUGGAUAGAAUUUUUUCAACCCAACAAUAGCCUCAAAAGCUGCUGCACUUUACUUUUGGUACUAAAAUAAUGAUCCUAAAAAUAUUAAGCUGUUUUCUAAAUUUCAGAUUUGUGGAACCUUAUGCUUUUUAUAAGCAAUUUCAGGAGCGCUGGGGUGAUUUGAGAAAUUUAUGUAAUUUUUUUAUCUGGUAAAAAGCAGACCACUGGCAAUGGCAGUGUUAGCUUGCUAAAGCUAAUACUGUAAGGAGGCCUGUGCUUAAUAGAUUUGGGAGUAGAUCAAGAAGACAGCUCCUCUUUCUUUUGCUAAUCAAAGCCAAGAAGUUGUUUCAGGCAGAGAAUGGCACUGUGAAAGUUUUAACUCAUAGCGUGAGAUAACUUGUGUGCUUCAUCCUUUGAAGCUUGAGGGCUGAGAGACCAUAAGUGCCUUCAAAAUACUUCCUCUAGAGAUCUCAUCGGGUAAUGGAGACUAUUUUAAUUAAGCUGGAUUGUUCAUAUUUUCUUUGUGCUGUAGUUCCACACUUUGGACUUUGCUGUGGCAUUGAUCCUACUUUCAUGUUGUUCUGGUAAUCCAAGUGUGCUCCAGCCCUCUCAAUCUCUGCGUGAUAAAGUGGGCUGCCAACACUUCCUAUUUCAGAUACAAUUGCCACUUGCUGUCCUGUGCAUGUCACUAUCUUUAAAUUAGUUCCAGAUGAUAGUAAGUUCCACAAAGACAGGGUAGUUGUACAGUAAGAAACCUAGUGCACCUGAGAGCUGAAGGGAAAGGAAAAUCUAAGGGCUGAGGUCUAAAUACACACUUUUGGAAAUUACAGAUUCACCUGAAUAUCAGGUGAAUUAAUUUUUAAAAAGCAUGAAGCUUUUCUUUAAUGAGUUCUUGGCAGUUUUAUCUGGUGAACUAGUAAGCCAAAAGCAGUUCUCAGAUCAGAUUUAGGGACCAGGACUCGGUGGCUGCCAUUCAGGAGGCUCUUCCCUCUCCCUUUAGAACAGAUAAAACCUGGAAGUAGUAUCUCAGGAGCCUGUAGCUUAGCCAUUCUCAGUGAAGUAGUUAAACAAUAUUUGAUUUUGUCCUUAUCCUGUGGGAGUAUGAGGGACUCUUUUCCCAAAGUAACAAGUAAAAAGUGUUUUAGUAGACAUUGUACCAUACAGAGUUACAUGUUCACUAAGAUAACGUGUCCCAUGUUCCCCUGAGGUAAAGUGGUUUUAAGUGCUAACCUAAAAUGUUCCCCUUACAUUCUCUCUCUCUCUCUUUUGUCCAGUGUUAUUAUUACCCUACCUUGGCAUUCCUAUAAAUCUUGCUUUAUGACCAGUUUUCUUGAUGUGGAACUACACAGAAGCUUCAGUAAAAUGGAAGCUAAAUAUUAUUCAUUUAAAUGCCAUCCAAGAAAUGUGUUUAGCAAGGCUACAAGAAUUGACCAUUGGUUCUAAUUUCACAUACCCACUGAGCCUGGUUUAUACUUAUUCCUGUAUUCCAAUGACAUGUCCCACCCCUGGUGGGUCUAGAGUUUUGCUUAUUUGCUAUGUAAUGAUGGGUUUAAAUUUAAAUUUCUGGUGCUUGCUGAAUAUUGAAAAUACGUAGCAGACAUAACUGGUGCUUAUAAAGCCUUAAAGAAAAAGCUGUGGAGGACCUCAGGAUAACCUGAUUGCCCAGAGAGCUGCCUAGCUAGCUUGCUUACACAAAAGGAAAGGAAAUAUUGUUGCAUGCCAUCUCCUUAAGGUUCUUCUGCAUUACGACCAGAUCACAAAGCUGCUCUGUGCCACCAUAUGACAGAUUUUGAGCGCAAGCAUUGUAUAAGAGUGCAUAGACUGAAUUUCAAUAUAGGGCAUUUUUAUUUUACUCCUGGAAGAUUUACUCUAUGUUGUAAUAAGAACUAGUAGAACAUAUUGAUGCAAGCAAGAGUGUUAUCCUACAUCCUGUAGUCUGAGCAGCAGCCAAGAUCACAGUUGACUCUCCAGGUAUCACCUAGUGACACCAUCAGUGGGAUGAGGCCAGGCCAGUCAAGCACAGUAUGCACCAACAAGCUUGUGAAAAUUAUGCACUUGGAAAUCCAUGAUUUGUGUUCUGUUAAAAAGAAAACAAAAAAGUAGCCAUAGAAGCAUUAUAGUUUGGAUUCCUGUCAUGUUAAAAAAAAGAAAAAGAACAACAUUAAAGUGGUCUUUUCACCAAGCAGACCAUAUGUUUGUAAAUGUAAUGUUGACUCUCUCAAUGGAAGUUAAGGCAAUGGUUCAUACGAGUUCCAUUCCAGCAGUAAGCUUCCCUUUUCUAACCACAGUUAGGCAUUACACAGUUAGAUCCUAAGGUGAACCAAGGUUCCUAUUUAACUAGGUUCUGAAACCAUUAAGUUUUGGUUAUGCAAGAAUCCUGAUAAGCCUUAACUGCCAUUAGUCUCAGUGUUGAUGUUAAUGCAUAACAAUUCAGACAGAAGCAAGUGCAUAAUCCACUAUCAGCUCCCAAAUCUCCUAUUGCUGGCUCUGUCACCCUGGCAACCCCAUGGUAAAUUCUCAAAAAAGGUCACUAUCUUGGCAGGAAGCAGUUACCCAGCUUACUAGUCCUGCCAGUACAUACAAUUUGCUGUUCUCUGCCUCACUGAAAUAUGCAUUCAUGUUGCUCCAGCUCAGCCCUAAUGAUACGAGAUUAGGACUUUUGGCAUAUGUGAGUACAGGAGAAAAUAAAUUUCCUGGCAAGUAAAAGUAAGUGGCAGUGCCAGUUGUGAUUCCUGGCAGAGUACUACACUUAGGUACUAUUCAACCAAUGUGCCUGGGUUCUGCCUUAUUUUGGCAGGAGACAAUUGUUUUGUAUCCGCAUUCACCUGUUACUUAUUGCAGUAUAUGAUUUGGUAUACUUUGUAUGUGAUUCCUGGGUUUUGUGUGAGACCAACUCUUUCAUGGAACAAUCUUUGUAUUUGAAACUCUUUAAAUUCCUCUUUAAUAAAUGUACUUUUUCUAAUA